UGCCGGCAGGAGGAGAACUUCAGGCACUGUGCGGGUCUGUGCUCGUGUCUGUCACAUCCACAGAUGCUUUUAUGGGGUCAGCUCCGAACUGCUGAGCCUCCCGCUUGAUAGCGCUGCCCGUGAUGCUCGUUUGCUGGCAGUGCUAAUAAGGCAGAGUGCCGAAUGAGAUCUUCGGGCUAAGGGACCUUGGCAUGCUGACCCCCAGCACCCCGUCAUCCCUCUAAAUCUAAAUCUCUGCCAUGCCCGGCUCUCCAUCUACCACCACGUACCGCUGCAGACGCGGGCACGGCAAAAGCAAAGCCAGCGCUGUUCCCAGCUGCCAUCGGAGCCGCCUCGGUGACUCAGCAGCCGCGCUGAAAGCUCCUUUAUUUAUUUAAACGGCUGCUCCCGCUCGGCUGAGCAUCCCCUGCAGCGAUGCUGCUGCUGCAGCUCUGCGAGGACCAGAGCAGCACCCCAGGCCCCCCGCUUUGCUUUGGCUGUGAUGGCUUUGAGUAGCUGGGUGCUCAGCCCCGCUCUGCAGCUCUGCGCCGCCGGCCCUGCCUGCUCCUGGGAGAUGCUGCACGUGGCUGGAGCAGGUGUGUGUGGCUGCUGUGGUGCCCUGCGUCCCCGCUACAAAAGACUUGUUGACAACAUCUUCCCCGAGGACCCGGAGGAUGGGUUGGUGAAGACCAACAUGGAAAAGCUGACAUUCUACGCCCUGUCUGCCCCAGAGAAGCUGGAUCGCAUCGGUGCUUACCUCUCUGAGCGGCUUAUCAGAGACGUGAGCCGGCACCGAUAUGGGUAUGUGUGCAUUGCCAUGGAGGCCCUGGACCAGCUCCUCAUGGCCUGUCACUGCCAGAGCAUCAAUCUCUUUGUGGAGAGCUUCCUGAAGAUGGUGGCAAAGCUGCUGGAGUCAGAGAAGCCCAACCUACAGAUCCUGGGGACAAACUCAUUUGUGAAGUUUGCCAACAUUGAGGAGGACACCCCGUCUUACCACCGCAGCUAUGACUUCUUUGUCUCCCGCUUCAGUGAGAUGUGCCACUCUAGCCACGAUGACCUGGAGAUCCGGACAAAGAUCCGGAUGUCUGGCAUUAAAGGCCUGCAGGGAGUAGUGAGGAAGACGGUGAAUGACGAACUCCAAGCCAACAUCUGGGACCCUCAACACAUGGACAAAAUUGUGCCCUCACUGCUCUUCAACUUACAGCACGUGGAGGAGGCUGAAAGCCGCUCCCCUUCCCCGCUGCAAGCCACUGAGAAGGAGAAAGAGAGUCCCACAGAGCUGGCAGAGAGGUGUCUGCGGGAGCUGCUGGGCCGGGCGGCGUACAGCAACAUCAAGAACGCCAUCACACCUGUUCUCAUCCACCUGGAUAACCACUCGCUCUGGGAGCCGAAGAUCUUUGCCACCCGCUGCUUCAGGAUCAUCAUGUACUCAAUCCAGCCACAGCACUCCCAUCUCGUGAUCCAGCAGCUUCUUGGCCACCUGGAUGCCAACAGCAAGAGCGCAGCCACUGUGCGUGCAGGCAUUGUGGAGGUCCUCUCGGAAGCAGCAGUGAUUGCAGCCUCUGGAUCUGUUGGCCCCACGGUGCUGGAGGUGUUUAACACCUUGCUGAGGCAGCUGCGGCUCAGCAUCGACUACGCGCUGACGGGGAGCUACAACUGCAUCACCGGUGUGAGCACCAAGAUCAUCAAAGAGCACGAGGAGAGGAUGUUCCAGGAGGCCGUCAUUAAAACCAUAGGAUCCUUUGCCAGCACACUGCCCACUUACCAGCAGUCAGAGGUGAUGGCCUUCAUCAUGAACAAGGUGCCUCUGCCAUCCUCACAGCAGUCUAUCGAGGCUGGUAAAGCUGGGGAGAAUCGAAAUCGGCUGACACAGAUAAUGCUCCUCAAGUCCCUCCUACAGGUCUCCGUGGGCUUCCAGUGCAGUAACAUGCUCACAGCACUUCCCAGCGCCUUCCUGGACAGGCUGCUCUCUGCAGCCCUCAUGGAGGAUGCUGAGAUUCGCCUCUUUGUCCUUGAGAUCCUCAUCAGCUUCAUUGAUCGCCAUGACAACCGGCAGAAGUUCUCUACCAUCAGCACCAUCAGCGACAUCUCAGUCCUGAAGCUGAAAGUGGAAAAAUGCUCGCGCCAGGAUACUGUCUUCAUGAAGAAGCAUAGCCAGCAGCUCUUCCGGCACAUCUACCUGAUAUGCAAGGAGGAGAGCAACAUCCAGGCUCACUAUGAGGCUCUCUACAGCAUGCUGGUGCUCAUCAGCAUUGAGCUGGCUAAUGAGGAGGUUGUAGUGGACCUCAUCCGCCUGGUGCUGGCAGUGCAGGAGAUAGCCCAGAUCAACGAAGACAACUUGACAGCAUACAACCGCUGUGCGCUCUUCGCCCUUGGUGCAGCUUACCUGAACCUCAUCAGCCAGCUCAUCACCGUGCCCACCUUCUGCCAGCACAUCCACGAGGUCAUCCAGAUGCGACAGAAGGAAGCUCCCUAUCUGCUGCCUGAAGAUGUGUUUGUGGAGAGACCCAGGUUAAGCAAGAGCCUUGACCGCCUGGGCCCAGAGGUCUUCUUCUGGCAGAGCAAGAUCAGUGAAGUGCUGGGUGGCAGUGGUUACAAUGCAGACCGGCUCAGCACACCCUAUGUCCCCCAGCUGACUGAUGAAGACCGCUUGUCCAAGAGGAAGAGCAUUGGCGAGACCAUUUCCCUGCAGGUUGAAGUGGAGUCUAGAAACAGUCCUGAGCGAGAGCAGAGAGCACCAGCUGAAGAGAUCACAUAUGAGACACUGAAAAAGGCAAUAGUAGACAGCGUCGCCGUGGAGGAGCAAGAACGAGAGCGGAGGCGACAAGUGGUGGAGAAAUUUCAGAAAGCCCCAUUUGAGGAGAUUGCUGCUCACUGUGGUGCUCGGGCGACGCUGCUGCAGAGCAAGCUCAACCAGAUCUUUGAGAUCACCAUACGGCCACCACCGAGCCCAUCAGGCACCAUCACAGCUGCCUAUGGCCAGCCCCAGAACCACUCCAUCCCAGUGUAUGAGAUGAAGUUCCCGGACCUGUGUGUGUACUGAGGAUGGCCGUGCUGGUAGGACAGAGCCUGCUGCACAGCUUGUGCCAAAGGACCUCCUGGGGAGAGACUGCCAACCACCUGGAGAGUGCAUCCUUCUGCAUGACAGAUAGGGACGUGAACACUAAGACUAUCCCAAGAUUCAUUGGCACCACAAACCAUGUACUUUCUUUAGUGAUCCCCUGCUGAUAUUCUGGGGGCAGCUGGUGGUGCAGGAAGGUGUGUCGUUGCUCUGACCUCCCUCUCCAAUUUUGUUCUUGGAGAGGGGGUAGGAGGUGCUCUGGUUCCUGGCAGAGAGCUUUGGGCAUGUACAUCUUCCCAACGUAAAACAAACCUGUUCCUUGGGGAAUCCCUCCCCAAAUCAUCUGUUAGCCAUGUUGGAAACCCCUGGCGAGGGUGCAGGGGUGAAGCUGCAGGGUGUGAGAUUGUAAAAGGGGAUUGUGUGGUGCAGCGUGGGGCAGCUGUAAAAUUAAAUCCUGCUGGAGCUCAUGCACAAAGCAGGUGACUGUAAAGGGUGCAGUCCACACAUCCAGCUCCUGGCCUGUGAGCUGCAUCUUCCCAGCAGCUGCCCCAGUGCGUGGCCGGUUGCUCGGGUACUUCAUUCUGGACAAGAGGAGUGCCUGGAGUGACAGGAGGGCAGCAACUGUCCCAUCCUAGUGUUGGGAUACACAACCUGGCUGGUUCCAGGUCACUUGAAAACGUGAUUUAUUUGGAAAACUUUUCUUGAGGAGGAGGGGAGAUCCAAAAGAGCUAUACUUGACUUGUCCAUGUCAUCAGCAGGGUGCUCUCGGGGAGCCAUACAGCAGCCACAGGCAGUGCUCAUGCAGUGAGGCACCUGGGGCCACCAUAAGUCAUGAGUAGAAACCACAUUUGGGCAUAUCAACACACUAACCAACUAUUUUCAUGGUUUAUGGUUUCACAGUUUCUGGUUUGGGAUUUCACAGUGUUAGCAUUCCUGUCUGAGGAAUAGAUUACUUUUUUUAACAGAAUCCUUUUGGAAAAAAAAAAAGAAGAAAAAGGCCUCUGUUGUGGUCAGGCAGCUUUUUGCUGAGCCAAGCAUGGAGCCUCCUGCACCAGGGCUGCGGUGAAAUCCCAGCUCACCUCUGGGGCAGCCCCUUUCCUUCCAGCUGGACACAUUGCUUCACUGCAGGAGGAGACACAGGAGGAUCUAAAACUCAAAACUGGAGGUGUGGGAGAUGCUGCUGUGCACAGCAGGGGGACAGCAGGUGAUGACAAUGGUCACAGUGGUGCUGCCUGUGCCCAGCUGGGUUGCUUCAGUGACCACUCAUUUCUCCACCCCUUCUCACGGUAGCUCUUCAGACAGUUAUUUGAAGGUGUAAUUGCACGUUAACAUCCUUUUUUUUCUUCUUCUCUCUCCUUUUUUUAGUUUGGUGGCGGGUGCAGUUUGCAGUUGCCCCGAGGUUACCACUUGUUUAUGUGGUUGUCAUUUAAUCCGGGUUUAGGAAAUGACCUAGCUUAAGAGGACAGGAAAAACGAGGGUUUAUUUCAGUCCCUGGGUGGGAUUGCAGCCCUGCCCAGAGCCUGAGGCUGUCCUUUGCCACAGCCACUCCUUGGGGGUCCCCCCCUAUCUUUCUGUUCCCAGCCUGUCCCGUUUUGUUCCCUUAGUUAUGCCUAGUCCCCCAUGGGGUUUUGGCUGGGUGAAGUUGCAGAGCUGGCAUUGGGAACGUGAGGAGGCUGCUUGACAAAGGAUGUUUUGCUCCCAUAGCUGUGCUAAUGAAAAGCAGUAAAAGUUCAGCAAAAUGCAGUAGGAGAAGCGAUUAACCCCCAGGCUGUGUGUGCAUGGGGGGGGAGACGCUUCCAAACCCCUUCAAAUUCAGAAGGGAGGUGGGAAGAUGAGCACGAGGCUUGCUCCUUGGAACCUAGCUGCCAUGGGGAUGGCACAGGGCACGUCCUGGGGUUCCAUUGCUGCUCAGGGAACCUGGGCCAGGACUGCACCUUAUCCCCUAUCCCCUGGCUGGGGGUUUCGGUGUGGUCUCCCUGGUCCCAGUGCUGUUCCCUCGCUACAUCCCCCAGCACAUCCCCUAUUCCCCUCCAAAAGCAAGUGCUGGCUGUGCUCAGCAUUGCAUUUCAGGACCCAAACUCCACCUGUAAAUGUCCCUACACACACACACACACACACAGUGUAAGUGACUCGUUUGUACAUCACGUUUAGUUUAGAUACUGGUGUAUGUAUAGAUGACAAAGUAUAUUUCUAUAAACUUGGCAGUUAGGUGCAUGUGUGCGUUUCCAUCUCUGUAUUUCAGGGCACUGUGUUGUUUCUGUGCGUAGCUGAGGGCAGGAGAGAAGUGGGUGUGAAAGGGCCGAGAUGCUGUCAGUAUUUCCAGGCAAGCCCUCCAAUAAAUGUUGAUGUUGCCACAUUAUGGGAUCUGCUCUGUUGGCACGUUGAUGGCACCUGGGGCUCUGUGAGGCUGGGGGAAAUGGUGAGGGUUUGUUACUCCU
This is a messenger RNA of Lagopus muta (rock ptarmigan), 5478 nucleotides long. RefSeq names its product EFR3 homolog B (gene EFR3B). The coding region runs from base 482 to 3022 and encodes 846 amino acids. Gene Ontology annotation, biological process: protein localization to plasma membrane. The transcript has 23 exons. Lineage: Eukaryota; Metazoa; Chordata; Aves; Galliformes; Phasianidae. Gene Ontology annotation, cellular component: plasma membrane. The record is from RefSeq and is a predicted model, not a curated record.